AUGGGCGCAAAAGACACAAUGAGCGACCGACCAGAGCCUCUCCGUCUGGGCAGCAAGGCCCCCAACUUCAAGGCCGAGACGACCCAGGGCCCCAUCGACUUCCACGAGUUCAUCGGCGACAACUGGGUCAUCCUGUUCUCGCAUCCCGAGGACUACACCCCCGUAUGCACAACUGAGCUCGGCGCUUUCGCAAAGCUCGAGCCUGAGUUCAGCCGUCGCGGUGCUAAGCUCAUCGGUCUCUCUGCCAACACCGUCGACUCGCACGAUGGCUGGAUCAAGGACAUUGACGAGAUCUCCGGCAGCAAGCUCAAGUUCCCCAUCAUUGGCGACAAGGACCGCCAGAUCGCGUUGGCAUACGACAUGAUCGACCACCAGGACGCGACCAACGUCGACAGCAAGGGCAUUGCCUUCACCAUCCGCUCCGUCUUCAUCAUCGACCCCAAGAAGACCAUCCGCCUCAUCCUCUCAUACCCCGCCAGCACCGGCCGCAACACAGCUGAGGUUCUCCGCGUUCUCGACAGCCUGCAGACCGGCGACAAGCACAAGAUUACCACCCCAAUUAACUGGAUCCCUGGUGACGACGUUAUUGUCCACCCAGCCGUCAAGACCGAGGAUGCUAAGACUAUGUUUCCCGAUAUCAGAAUUGUGAAGCCUUACUUGCGCUUCACUCCUCUCCCUAAGGAGAAGACCACCGCUGCUUAG
Messenger RNA from Alternaria conjuncta, 702 nucleotides. RefSeq lists its product as uncharacterized. The transcript has 4 exons. Gene Ontology annotation, molecular function: peroxiredoxin activity. Gene Ontology annotation, cellular component: mitochondrion; cytosol. Lineage: Eukaryota; Fungi; Ascomycota; Dothideomycetes; Pleosporales; Pleosporaceae. The record is from RefSeq and is a predicted model, not a curated record. Bases 1 to 702 code for a protein of 233 amino acids. Gene Ontology annotation, biological process: cellular oxidant detoxification; cellular response to oxidative stress; cell redox homeostasis.